This is a messenger RNA of Sodiomyces alkalinus F11, 1400 nucleotides long. Its product is annotated as Clavaminate synthase-like protein. Bases 82 to 1224 code for a protein of 380 amino acids. The record is from RefSeq and is a predicted model, not a curated record. The transcript has 3 exons. Lineage: Eukaryota; Fungi; Ascomycota; Sordariomycetes; Glomerellales; Plectosphaerellaceae.
UACUAUCUACACUCGAACUUAUCAUCUCACGUCACUGUCGCGCACAUCGUAUUUUAUUACCCCUGGGCAAAUUUAGAGAAUAUGACGACCGACUCUCGUGUUGACCAAGCUGUAACUGUGUCACUCAAUGACCUGAAGAAUGGAACCGUGCCGUUGGAGACUCUUCAGGAGGCCUUCGGUCCCGAUUCGCUCGGCAUCUUGGUAGUGAAGGAUGUCCCGCAGGAGUUUGCGCAUCUACGGCGCCAGACAUUAUCUUACGCCUCUUACCUGGGCAACCUGCCUCCCGCCGAGUUAGCAAAGCUGGAGAAUCCCAAGGCCAAGUAUCUAACAGGCUGGUCGCUGGGGAAAGAGCAGCUGAAGAACGGCCAGGUAGACACGUUCAAGGGCUCUUACUACGCCAACUGCGCUUUUUACAUUGACCCGUCGCUGGAUUGCGCCAAGCCCACGGCCAAGUUCUCGGCCGACAACUUCCCCGAGUAUCUGUCGCCCAACGUGUGGCCGGAUGAGACGGUGCUGCCCGGGUUUAGACCGAGCCUGGAAACCCUGUGCCGACUCAUCAUCGACACGGCCGUGCUCGUGGCGAGGGCGUGCGACCGAUUCGCGGAGCGCGACAUCCCCGGGUACCCGAAAGGCUACCUAGAGCACGUAGUCAGCAUGAGCAACACGACGAAAGCGCGUCUGCUGCACUACUACCCCCAGGCACAGAGCGCUCUGGCGGUAGAGGGGGAUAAAACGAAGGAGGGGGAGGAGGAGGAGGAGGAUGACUGGUGCGCGACGCAUCUGGACCACGGGUGUCUAACGGGGCUGACGUCGGCCAUGUUCAUCGACGAGCAGCGGGCGUCGCCUGCCGUGCCGGGGCCUGGGGACCUCCCUUCGUCCGGGACGAGCGCGAGCCUGCCGCCGCUGGAGGAGCUGGCGGCGAGCCCGGACCCGCAGGCCGGGUUGUACAUCAAAUCGCGGACGGGGCAGACGGUGCAGGUCAGGAUCCCGCGGGACUGCAUCGCCUUUCAGACGGGUGAGGCGUUAGAGAAGAUAACGGGGGGUCGGUUCAAGGCGGUGCCGCAUUUUGUGCGAGGGGUGCGGGCAUCGGUGAGCGAUGGACGGAUUGCGCGGAAUACAUUGGCGGUGUUCACGCAACCGAACCUGGGGGAGGAGGUGGACAUUGAGCAGCACAUUACGUUUGGCGAGUUUGCUCGGGGCGUUGUGGCUAAAAACACGGUGUAGGGUGCGGUAUCGAUGUUUAUAAGGUACCUACGAGUACUCCGUACAGUACCUAAUUACCUUAGUAUCCCGUACCAUUAGGUAGACCACCCACGGACCGGCGUGCUACACGUGUGUACUCUAGCGUGUCAUCAACCCCGCCCCCGCCCCCGCCCACUGUAGGCGUCGUUUUUAGUCGU